Poecilia latipinna (sailfin molly) is the source of this 1502-nucleotide messenger RNA. RefSeq names its product muscarinic acetylcholine receptor M4-like. The record is from RefSeq and is a predicted model, not a curated record. Gene Ontology annotation, biological process: chemical synaptic transmission; adenylate cyclase-inhibiting G protein-coupled acetylcholine receptor signaling pathway; G protein-coupled receptor signaling pathway, coupled to cyclic nucleotide second messenger. The coding region runs from base 325 to 1500 and encodes 391 amino acids. Gene Ontology annotation, cellular component: plasma membrane; dendrite; synapse. Gene Ontology annotation, molecular function: G protein-coupled acetylcholine receptor activity; G protein-coupled serotonin receptor activity. Lineage: Eukaryota; Metazoa; Chordata; Actinopteri; Cyprinodontiformes; Poeciliidae. The transcript has 6 exons.
ACGCGCUUCAAAAAACAUCCUCCUCGACACACUCUUUCGAAGCCUCGACACAGAAAAGGCAUCACUAAUUUUAAGCACCUGGCUGACAGCAGGCAGAAGAGAGCGCAGCGCGGCGCGGCGCGGUGAGGAGCGGAGCUGUGCGCCUGGAUGGUAUGGAGCUCAAAUCACUGCAAUCCUAAUUAGAUGUUAACAAAGACUCGGACUGAUACAGAAUCAAGCUCCAGGAAGGAGAAAAAAGUUCAAACUUCGGUUCUGAUUCCAGCGGAGGGUCGAGGCGGCAGGAGCCUGAGUGGAAAACUUGGCUUUCGCUCUUUGCCAUGAAACAUGAUUAAUGAAAGCAGUGAAGUUGGAGGCUUUCAGCCUCACUGGAACUUCAGCGGGUCGUUGGGUAACCAGUCGGCUGACCUGUUCUCCAACAUCUCCUGUAAUGAGUCGACCAACAGUUCCACAUCCUGCUCUCUUCCCGACAACAAUGCAUGGUCUGAAAGUCGGUAUAAAACCUUGGAGAUGUUUUUUAUUGCUUUGGUGACUGGAUCUCUGAGUUUUGUGACUGUGACUGGAAACAUAUUAGUUAUGCUGUCCAUCAAAGUGAACCGCCACUUACAGACUGUCAAUAACUAUUUUUUAUUUUCCCUGGCCUGUGCUGACCUGAUCAUCGGAGUUUUCAGCAUGAACUUAUACACAGUCUACAUCAUUGUUGGCUCCUGGCCACUGGGACCGGUCGUCUGCGAUCUGUGGCUAGCGUUAGAUUACGUCGUCUCGAACGCUUCUGUGAUGAACUUAUUGAUCAUCAGCUUUGAUCGCUACUUCUGCGUGACCAAACCCCUGACGUAUCCCACCAGAAGGACAACCAAGAUGGCGGGACUAAUGAUCGCUGCAGCGUGGAUCCUGUCAUUCAUCUUGUGGGCUCCAGCCAUCUUGUUCUGGCAGUUCAUUGUCGGGCAGCGAACAGUACCAGCAGGAGAAUGCUACAUUCAGUUCCUUUCUAACCCUGCAGUGACCUUUGGGACGGCUAUAGCUGCCUUCUAUCUGCCCGUCGUUAUUAUGACAGUCCUAUACAUCAACAUCUCCUUGGCUUCCAGGAGCAGAGUCUCCAAACACAAACCUGAGAAGAAAGAGAAGAAGGGAAUCAAACCUCCCAACCUGCUAAAGAGUCACAUGAUAAAGCAGAACAACAACAACGAUACCAGCCCUCAAGCCAGUCCUCGCUCCACUCCCAAGGCCAGCCUGGACUCCACCACCACCGCCCUGGAUGGAGUAAAGAACGGCCAGGUGGAGGAACAGAAACCUCCCCAAGCCGAAGCCCUGGGGCACCCCAGUCCCAGACUGGCACAGGAAGAGAAGGAGAGUUCCAACGACUCGUCCACAGCUUUUAUCCCUCCAACAGAACCAAAGGCCAACAGUGAGGCGACGUCUGAGGUUUGUGUCCAAAAUGUGGAUAAUAUUGUUGUCCGUGGUCAUAAAGGGAAGCACAUGGUCAGUAACUCAUGGAGGCUGUAACA